UUUAAUUUUUUCGUGUCCAUAUAAAUUUGAAACACACCUUAUUUAGCCAUGCAAUUAUGCUGGCUUUGAGUAGCCCACUUGACUGUUCGUGGAGUACUUCAUGAUAUCAUUUUAGGUGGUGUGGGGCUUGCCCCCUAUGCGGGCACUGAGAUGUGAGUAAUAGCAAGCACCAAAGUGCAUGACUACAUAUGGAGCAUUGGUCAAAGCUUGCUAUCAUUUGCCUUGACUGACACAGAUCAUGGAAAAUAGUCAGUAGUACUGGUUCAAGGUAAAUACCAUUUUUUGAUCAGUAGAAAUUAAUGCAUUUAUUUGUUACAGGCACUGAUCAUAAGUUAUAGGCACAUGUACCUAUAACUUAACUUGUUUGCGAGCAAGAUGGAGACUGGAACUGCUGCCAUUGGGUUUCAACAUUUAGACGUGAAUAUCUGGCAAACGGUUGCAUGCCGGACUUUUCUUUAUUCUUUGCCAAUAAAUAUUGUUAGCUUGUAUGAUCACUAUGCUGGGCUAUUUGGUAAACUCACGAUAGGCGUAGCAGAGCACGCAGCAUGACUCCAUAUAGCACCUAGAAGUAGGCUAUAGGCUGAUUUCACAGGGGCUAUAUCUUAGAAUCACAUAUAGAGGUGUGGUUCCUUUGACUUUUCUUUUUAUUGCAACACUUUAGGAAAUGCCUACAUAGACAAUAAAACUAAUGUAACUACUAAUUUGAUUAGUUUCAAUCAAGACAGAAAAUGAUAAGGAUGCUCUUUAUUUUAAACCAUUUUGAUCAAGUUACAUAAAAUUGUGAUUGCAUAAUCAUCCAAAAUUAUUAUUAGACUGGACUCUCACUGGUUUUAUGUAAUUUUAGUUUAAUGUUGUAUAAAACUAACAGCUCGUACUAGUUUGUUUAAAACCUGCACCAUUCAAAAAGCCUCAAAAUGGUGGCUCCGUAAGUAACAUAACAUUUGUGUUCAGACCUGUUUAUAUAAACUUUGACCUCUAGACAAAUUACUCUGUAUAUAAUUAUUACCUUAGCCUAAUCAUAGUCUGAUAAUUUGGCAGAUUAUCUGACUUUAGUCUGUGUAUGACAUUAGUUAUUUCAUAUUUAUUUAGACUAUUAAAAUUUUAAAUAUUUCAUAUAAUAGGUCUAUCAGAAAUCUCUAUGAUAGGCUGACCAUAACAUUUACAGUUCAACUGAGACACAUUUCAGAAUCAAUGAAAAUGGAGUCUAAAACUGAUUGAAUUUUGGUUAUUUUUUAAAAUUUAUUUAUCGAUGAUGAUAUAUUGGCAUAUUAAUGAAAUGCUAUUCAAAGAUUGAUUCUACAAUCAAAUAUUAAAAACAGGCCAAACUGGGGACGGUCCCCAGAAAUCAGGGACAUAUGAUCAUCUUAUCUAUGACAUUCUUGAGUUUUAAUGCCAUUGAAGAGAUGUGCUUUUUUGUAAUUUCAGGUGGAAUAUUUUGCCUUUCUUCUUUGUUAGCAAUGCUUUAUUUAUGUGGUUGUUUUCAUUUCACCUAAAUAUUCUCAAUUACAUCGAGAUCUGGGACUCUGCAGUCAAUGUUGAUGUCUUUUUAUAUUAUAUAAUAGCCAUUCUUUCACACAUCAUUCAUUAUAUAUUUUAUCAAACUUAAAAGAUUUUUUAUUGCCUGGCAUUGCUAGGCAUGACUAGGCCAGAGAAUACAAUAAUUCAAGCAAAACUCAAGACAAAAUAACAAGAAGCCACAACUCAUGGAAAAAGCAAACAUGGAAACCAUAAGAUUCGUGAACAGAAUGUGAAAAAUGAGAAGAGAUAUACAAACAAUUACAUGGGGGACUAUGGGAAGUAUGUUUUGGAUCAUUUUUCUUGUAUUUAGGGAAGUAUGUAUAUUAUCCUGCUGGAAUAUGUAAUGGGAAGAUUGUCCUAAUUUCUCAAUACUAACUUGUAAGUAAAAAAUUUAUGUUUAGUAUAUCCAGACAUACAAAUCUAUUCAUAAUUCUAUUAUUGAAAUGCAAUUUUCCAGCUCCAUUUGCUACCAUAACAUAGAUGACCUCUUGACAGUAGGCAAUAGAUGUUUAGUUUUUAUCCCUUCAUUGGGUUUACACUAUACUUUUAUCCCAUCCCAUCUUUUCCAAAUAUAUUAAACCUACUUUCAUAUGUAUAAGUAAUCUUUCUCCAAAAGUUGAAUCUCGUUCAAGUAUUUUGCAGCAGUUUUUGCAAAUGUUUAUUAGCAUCACUAAUGAAUAGUUUUUUAUUGGUGCCAGAAAUUCUCACAUAAUAGCCCAUGUAAACAGCCACACUUAAUUGCUUGUUGUGCACUUAAACACCCCUAGGUACUUAAGCUUUAAGUGAAAUUGUUAGUUUCUUAGUACCAGUAUUCAUUUGUAUCUCCUUAUUAUUCCACUAAUUAUACAUUAAACUACAAACAUCUACAUUUUUUGGCCAUUCCAAAAUGCAUUUCAGCUGUUUCAUUACAAUCCUCUUCAGUCAGGUUAUAUUGGCCAAAUAAAACUACAUUAAUAUGUAUGUUUCAUAUUGAAACUACUGACAAGCAUGUCUAAAAUGUGUAUACAUACAUUUAUAAACUUAACACAUUUAAUUAUAUGGUAGUUUUUUAAUUUUAUAUUUAUUUCACAAAUACUCUCACUAUAUACAAGUAUUCUAUUACAAUUUAUGCACAUAAAUCUAAUUAUAGUAUUUACACUAUUAUAAGCUAUACAAUUACUCCAACAUUUAAUUACAUUAAUUUUUUUCAUAGUCUUAAAAUAGAGGAAUUGAAAGUAUCACUUAGAGCAGCAAUUCCCAACUGGUGGUACAUGAAAAAAAUUUAUAAUAGCAGAGGUACUGUACUUUAAGAAUAUCAAAAUUUUGCAUUGAAACCUUUGAUGACGUCACAGCACUGAAUACGUAGAUAAAUAUUAUUUAAAACUGUGUCCUUCUUCCAAUGCUUUUCAAUUUAAAGAAAAUUUUUUUUACAUGUAAUUGUACAGCACUGUAUAAUUGACCAAGACACCACUGUUUGACAAACACAGGAAAUGAAACUUAGUGGAAAUGGAAAAUAAAGCUUAGGAAAAUGGGCUUCCGAGGGAUACGUAAGUUAUAAAAGGUUGGAACAGCUGACUUAUAGCACCUCAUCUGUUACAUUCUUGUCUUCAUCACUUAAUUUUUUCACACUCAUUUCUUUUCAAAAUUCAUUCUUGUAAAUUCAUAAGGUGACCAACUUUUUUACAAUGACAAGGACAAAUAAAUUGAAGGAAAAAAUAUCGUAAAUAAAAGAAACAUUUUAUUCGUUGCAACAGUAAUACACUAUAUUAAUCGCUAUGGCAUGCAUAUAUACUGUGUUGUGUUUCGUUAAGAAGUAAACAAAGCCACUUGCACACAUUGCACUCUCUCAAUGUCUCCCGUGCAGAGUGCAGGUGUCUCAUAAUUGCAUCUCACUGCACCGUACUGAGCCUUGAUGAAUUGUCAUGUCGUCAAUGGGACUGAUAUUUUGGAAUUUCUUACACAGGAAAAUUUAUUAUGUAGGAAAUUUUAACACACAGGUAUGGUGUAAAUGCUGGGACUAGAAAGUUUGGACUUCUUAUGUGGGAAAACCUUUCAUAUGGGAACUUCUUAAAUGAGUUCUGUAAUUAAUUAUAACACAAUAGUGUUUUGUAAGUAAUCCUGCAUUCUUUUAAAACUGGAAAUAACUUUUGAGACAAUUAAACAUUGUUUUAACUCUAAGCUCUGAAAAUUUCUUCCUAUACACCCAGAGAUGAAGUUGUUUUUACCUCUCAGGCUACAAGGAAAAUUUGUAUAACAAAACUAGUCAAACAACUUUCCCUUCAGCUAAUUUUCUCUCUAAUAGAUUAAGCCAAUUUUGGCCAACUUCGUGUUUAAAGAGUAAAAUGUUAUAUAAAUAAGUUAGUUGGUAUUUAUUUAAAUUCAAUUUAAAAAUAUUUUAUAAUCAAACCAAUCGAGCUAUGCAGGAAAAUAGAAUUCAGAAUGAAAAUUCAUUUAAAGAAUUGCAAAUUCCAAUUAAUUAUGGAUACUUAGCAGCAAAAGAAUAUGGACCACUGACUGGUGAAAAGUUGUUAGCCCUUCAUGGAUGGCAGGACAAUGCAGGAUCGUUUGAUACUUUGAUACCUCUUCUUCAUCCAAAUUUACACAUUGUUGCAGUGGAUCAUGCAGGUCAAGGAUUAUCCAGUCAUAAGCCAUUAGGAUAUCCUUAUUACAGUUUAGAUUAUAUAAAUCAUAUCAAACUUAUUGUCGACUAUCUCAAAUGGGAAAAAUUCUCAAUUUUAGGACAUAGUAUGGGAAGCAGUUUAGCCAUUAUAUUUAGUAGCAUUUAUCCAGAGAUAGUAAAUAAAAUUAUCGGCAUUGAUUUAUUAAAACCCAUAACAUAUUCAUCCGAAAUUGCAUCAAAAGUGCUUAGGAAUAAUAUAAAUCGAUACGUGAAAUUAGAAGGAAAAUUGAAAUCCAAUCCACCCGUUUAUUCUGAAGAAGAAGCAUUACGUAUCUUAAUAGAAAGUAGGAAUGGAGAAAUCAACGAAGAAGGUGCAAAAAUAUUAAUGAAACGUGGAAUUAAACGACUUGAAACUGGAAAGGUGAUUUUCUCGCGAGACAUUAGAAUUCAAUCUGUUUUGGACAGUGGAUUGGCAUGUACAGAAGCACUUAAAGCAAUUGUUUCUAAUAUACAAUGUGAUUUAUUAUUAAUCAAAGCCAAAGAAUCUCCUAUUUACACUGAUGAAGAAAGUUUAAAUGAAUUUAUGGGUAUUUACAAAACGAAAUGUAAAUCAUUCAAGUUAGUUCAAGUGGAAGGAAAUCAUUUCGUUCAUCUAAAUAAUCCAGAACGAGUUGCACCAAUUAUCAAUUCAUUCCUCUUGAAUACAAAAUCAAACAUAUAAUUUAUAUAUUUUAAUAUACAAAAAUAUACGAAAAAUUUUUGAUUUUGAUAUUACAUGUUUAUAUCACAUAUGUCCACUGUAUUGAUCUGGUAUAUUUUAAUAAUUGAAGAAGUUUUUGUUAAGAUACAAUAAUUAAAAUUAAUUUAUAUGAAAUUUAAAUUUUUAAAUUUAAGAUGCUUUUGUUAUCAGUUGCAUAAAUUGAAAGUUUUCUUUGAAUAUUUUGAUUUAACUGGUUAAAUUUUAAGAGUAUUUUUAGGAUUAUUCUUGAUUUUACGUGAACGAUUCUUAAAAGUAUAAUUCUGAAGUAACUUUGUUACAGCUGGAUAAGCAAACCAAUGACAUUGCCUAUUUUGUUUGAAAGUUUCCUUGCCAGCUUCUGUCUCCUCAAGCCAAUUAGUUGAUUAAGCACAGUUCAAAAUGUUCAAAUGAAGGUUCAUUUGAAAUACACUUGUUAAAUAUAUCACUGUUGGAGGUUGUGUUCACGGACAGUGAGUAGUAUACCUUACGAGUAAGUUUAAAAAA
Molecule: messenger RNA, 5360 nt
Organism: Centruroides sculpturatus (bark scorpion)
Lineage: Eukaryota; Metazoa; Arthropoda; Arachnida; Scorpiones; Buthidae
Product: serine hydrolase-like protein 2
Exons: 2
Coding region: 3915-4838 (307 amino acids)
Source: RefSeq, a predicted model, not a curated record